This is a messenger RNA of Dreissena polymorpha, 1644 nucleotides long. RefSeq lists its product as uncharacterized. Lineage: Eukaryota; Metazoa; Mollusca; Bivalvia; Myida; Dreissenidae. The transcript is spliced from 4 exons. Bases 546 to 1229 code for a protein of 227 amino acids. The record is from RefSeq and is a predicted model, not a curated record.
ACAAGAGGUGGCCUCCACGUGGCAAGAGCUGGGCAACAUAUUCAUUAUGUUGGCAAACUACCUCAUGUUUAUGUAAUGGUUAAUUUUCGGUGGUUUAAAAUAAUAAGAUCAAAUAUGUUUGUUUCGUAUGUAAAUAAAUUUCUCGCUUUUUUUUCCUACAAACAGUUCUGCACAUAAGGUAUUAUUCUUAAAAUAAUCUAGAUAUUUAUGUUUAGAUCGUGAACAUGCUUUAACACUGGUGGCCGAGUUUUUACAUACACGACCAGUAACUUUCAAACUGUGAAAUAAACAAACGUUUUCCUUCUUUAAUCAUGUUUACCAAAAAAUACUGGUGGUGACAUCAAAGGAUGUUUAUUUGUGGUAAAAAUAACAUUAUUAUGUAAUUAGGUAAUUAUAAAAUUAUCAUGGUCAUUGUCAAAUAAGAAAUCAAUGAGAGGAUGAAGAGAAAAUUUUCGCGGGUUAUCGAGUAAUUAUGGUAAGUGUUGUUGCUCAAAUGUUAAAGUAUGUAUAUAGGCAGAUGAUUUCUUUUACUGUAUCAUACAAUCAUGGCUGAACAUCCAUGUAUUUACUGCAAUAUUGAGGUCACUUCUCGUGCGCACGCUAUUGCAUGUGAUUCAUGUGGAAGAUGGAGUCACCGUAGACACACCGAAAUUACCCAUCAGCAGUACAUGCAACUGCGCAGUGGUGAGGUACAGAUAGAGUGGUUCUGUAAUGGUUGCAGGAACGUCGACGAACCACCACCACCACUUGAAAUCCCGGUAUCGCCACUCAGAAAUCUUGCACAAGAAGAUCUAAGACAUGGGGGUAACACUACCAUACCAGAUGUGUCAUUCGACCUAGCCCAAGAGUACGAACGACCAACACCAGUGGUAGACACGUCUUUACCUGAUGACCUUGAGCUGAACGACGAAAUCCCCGCCGACGACGCCGUAAUUACGUAUGAGAUUGUGGAGUCCGGGACUAAGCGAGGUGCGGCGAAACUGAUCAGUUCGGAUGGAUAUUCUUACACGAAGGGGGUAACGUCCGGAGAGAGACAAUUCUGGCGAUGCUCGGUGCGAAACAAGACAGUAAAAUGUCCGGCAUCCGUGAAACAGUACCGCGACAUGUUCACAUCGGGUGUAGCAGGACACGUUCAUCCACAAGAUCCUGGUGCUACAAAAAAGAUGAAAAUAGCUAAGAAGGUGAAGGAACUGGCGCGACCAGAAAGAAAUAAUAAAACAUAUAAAUAAAUAUAAAAUUCAACAUGAAACCUUUAUUCUUUAAUCAUAAAAAACUUUUUAAAAUAGCAUUAAACGUAAUUGCAGAGCUUACAUUUAUUCCGCCAUAAAUCAUUAUUUCUUAUUUUUACUAUUAUGUUAUAAUUUUGUUAAUUAAAUAAAAGCACCAAUUUAAAAACCAAACAACAGUAUUGCGUUAUUUAAAUCGUAAAAUUAACUAAAUUCUUUACCUUAGGCAUGGCAUUAAUUACUCAACUCAAAAGUAAUCCACAGUUUGCAAAUAAAUGCCCCCAAUGUUAUUGUAAGCCGAUAAUAGGUGUCAUUAACACCUCGUUGUAGGUAUACCUCCUAUAUAAAAUCAAUUUACCGAAACAUCCACGACUUUUACUCUAUAAAUCAAUUUACCGAACUGGUCAUUUACCGAAAC